AUGUCGGCCAACGACUCCAACAACCCGGCCACCGCCAAACUCUCCACCCCACCCGACGCCGAUACCGCUCCCACCUCCUCCUCCCACUCCUCGUCCGACUCCGCCGCCGCCGACGCAGCAGACAUCCAGGCGCGCAUCGAGCAGAAACGCCACGAGCACGAACAGCAGCGUGCCAUGCAGCGCAAGGUGUUUGAGCACCAGAUGGCCCUCCUCGAAAAGCAGCAGCGAGAAGAGGAACAGAACCUCCUCCUCCAGCGCAACUCCAACUCUGCUGCCACCGCUGGCGCGGCCGUCGCUUCCGCCCCGACCACCCCGCCCAACGAGAGUGCCAUCGCCAACCCCAAGUCCUCCUCCGCCGCUGCUCCCACCGCCGCCACUGCUGGCGCCAACACCACCGACGCCGCAGCACGCGCCAACGCUCUCGCCCACCUCUAUCGCUCCAUGCCUUCCUCGCGUCGCCAGUCGGGCGAGACGCAGCGCGACACCGACGACAUCGCUGCCGCGGUAGCCGCCAUCUCGAUUCGUGCGCCAGCCAAGUCCGACGACGACAACUCGGCCGCCAAGCCCAACGACAAGGCGGCUGCUGCCGCCGACAACCUUACCCCCGUCUUCAACGAGCGCUUCCUCUUUGACGACGAGCUCGACAACGAAGACUCGGCGUUUGUGAAAAAGUACAACCUCAAGGGCGGCGACGAUCAGUUCCCCAUCCUCGUCCAGCGCUCCGACAAUUCAGGCGAUGCACAGCCCACUGCCAAAGAUGCAAACUGGCCCAAGUUUGGCACCAAAAACGCCGACGCCGCCGCCACCGCGGCUGGAGGGGCUGAUGCCCAGGCCACCGCGGCUCGCAAGUCCCCGCCGCCCCAGCAGCACGCCACGCCCACCAUCGCCACUUCCUUCGGCACCAGCGCAGGACAUCAGCAGGCCGCCUUCCCGCUUCCUUCGCCCUCGCCGCGUCUCUCGCACACCGGUCGCGACUCGCCCGCCGUCAACGCCAGCUUCGCCAGUGUUGCUUCCCGACAGACGAGCGGGCCCGCCUCGCCAUCGCCUGGCCUCGGCGGUCUGAGCGGUGAGGUGGGUCGUUCGGGUGCAGGCUCGCGCUUCGUCAACACCGCCGUCCCCGCCGCCGCUUUCCCCAGCUUCAGCCUGGGCGCCUUCUCCGGCGUCACCGCCGCUGCCGCCGGCGCGGGCAACGAGAGCCCCAGCCGAUUCGGCGCCUACUCGCCCAACAGCUUCGAUGCCGCCGCUGCCGCUGAGGCGCGACGUGGCAGCCGACCGUCGUCGGGCUUCUUUGAUGCCUUUAACCCGACCGCGGGCGCCAACUCGCAAGGGUCGCUCUUUCCCGCUGACAAGUACUCGAUGGGCAUGGUGGGUGGCGACGAGCACGCCAAGCUCGGUGGGCUGGGCGCGCACGGUGGCGCUGCGGCGUCGGCCAAGCAUGCGCGCAAGGGCGAGCUGGAUGCCACGACGCAGCUCGAGGAGCUGCAGGGCGACAUCUUUGCGCUGUGCAAGGACCAGCACGGCUGCCGCUUCCUGCAGAAGAAGCUCGAGGAGAGCAAUCCGGCGCACCGCGACAUGAUUUUUUCCGAGACGUUUACGCACUUUGCCGAGCUGAUGACGGAUCCGUUUGGCAACUACCUCUGCCAAAAGAUGCUCGAGUACUGCACGGACGAGCAGCGCAACUUGAUUGUGGAGCUGGUGGCGCCGGAGCUGGUGACGAUCUCGCUCAACAUGCACGGCACGCGUGCGGUGCAAAAGAUGAUCGAUUUCCUCUCGACGCCGCGCCAGAUCCACUCGAUCAUUGUGGCGCUCUCGAUGAACGUGGUGACGCUGAUCAAGGAUCUGAACGGCAACCAUGUGGUGCAAAAGUGCCUCAACAGGCUGGGAGCGGAGGAUAACCAGUUUAUCUACAACGCGGUGGCGGCGCACUGUGUCGAGGUGGCGACGCACCGGCAUGGAUGCUGUGUGCUGCAGCGGUGCAUUGACCAUGCGAGCGAGGCACAGCGCGUGCAGCUGGUGGCCGAGAUCACGUACAAUGCGCUCACGCUGGUGCAGGAUCCGUUUGGCAACUAUGUGGUGCAGUACGUGCUGGACCUGAGCAUCGCGCGGUUUACGGAUGCGGUGGUGCGUCAGUUUGUGGGCAAUGUCUGUCUGCUGUCGGUGCAGAAGUUUAGCAGCAACGUCAUGGAGAAGUGCAUCCGGGUGUCGGAACCGGGUGUGCGCAAGCAGCUCAUCGAGGAGCUGCUCAACCGCGCAAGGCUGGAGAAGCUGCUGCGCGACUCGUAUGCCAACUAUGUGGUGCAGACGAGUUUGGACUAUGCGGAUCCGGUGCAGAGGAUGCGAUUGGUGGAGUGCAUCCGGCCGAUUCUGCCGGUGAUUCGCAAUACGCCGUAUGGCAAGCGCAUCCAGAGCAAGCUGCAGCGCGAUAAUCUGGACCUGGGACCGCCGAACGGCGUGCCGUAUUCGGUGCUGGCGGCGCAUCAGCAGCAGAUGCACAUGGGCGGUGCAGGUGGAUACCGUGGCGGUGGGGGUGGGUAUAUGGGGAUGAAUGCCUAUCCGCCUGGACCGGGACAGGGAGGUAUGCCGCCGCACAUGCACCCGCAUGCCCCGCAGCAUGUGUACGGCGCUCCUGGUGGUAGCCCGCACAUGCGUCCCCCGCCCGGAGGAGGUGGCCACAACCUGCCCCCGCCGCACUUUGGCCAGGCCGCCUACGGGUUCAACGCCAACCUGCCCCCGCCGAUGGGCAUGCAACACGGCGCAAGUAGGGGCGCAGGUUCGGGUGCCUACAACAAUGCCGGCUUUGGCAACUACUAG
This is a messenger RNA of Moesziomyces antarcticus, 2811 nucleotides long. Its product is annotated as RNA-binding protein. Gene Ontology annotation, molecular function: mRNA binding. The record is from RefSeq and is a predicted model, not a curated record. Gene Ontology annotation, cellular component: cytoplasm. The transcript has a single exon. Gene Ontology annotation, biological process: post-transcriptional regulation of gene expression. NCBI's taxonomy places the organism in Eukaryota, Fungi, Basidiomycota, Ustilaginomycetes, Ustilaginales, Ustilaginaceae. Bases 1 to 2811 code for a protein of 936 amino acids.